Anolis sagrei ordinatus is the source of this 273-nucleotide messenger RNA. Lineage: Eukaryota; Metazoa; Chordata; Lepidosauria; Squamata; Anolidae. The record is from RefSeq and is a predicted model, not a curated record.
AUGUCGCUGCCAAAGCAGGUGGUGGCCAAGGAGGCAAAGCAGCUAGUACAGGACAGCAGUCACUGGAUCCUGGUCAAGAAGGAGUGGGAGAUGGCAGACAUGUGUGCCCGCAUGCAGCUGGACAAGUACCAGGAGCUGCUGGACAUCAAGCUGGCCCUGGACAUGGAUUUUUUCCACCUGCAAAUGGAGGAAGUGGGCCUGGAGGGAAAGUUCAUCCACCUCUGCAACAACUCCAGUGAGGACCAGGUGCUUGGAGGACCAGGUGCUGGCUGA